Trichomonas vaginalis G3 is the source of this 750-nucleotide messenger RNA. RefSeq names its product KilA, N-terminal/APSES-type HTH, DNA-binding family. The transcript has a single exon. The coding region runs from base 1 to 750 and encodes 249 amino acids. The record is from RefSeq and is a predicted model, not a curated record. Lineage: Eukaryota; Parabasalia; Trichomonadida; Trichomonadidae.
AUGCUUGCUUCCCUCGGAAAACCGAGAGAAGAGAUUCCGUAUGAAAAUCGUGAAGAACAGCGAGUAAGUAAAAAACCGCAGUCGCCAAAACUCUAUGAAAACAGUGAAGAACAGCGAGUAAGUAAAAAACCCCAGUCGCCAAAACUCUAUGAAAACAGUGAAGAACAGCGAGUAAGUAAAAAACCCCAGUCGCCAAAACUCUAUGAAAAUCGUGAAAAAUUGCCAAACGGUUUGAGAGGAUAUUAUGUACAUAGACUUCUCGUAAAUGCUGUUGCAAUGUGGGCUUCGCCUCGUUAUGCUUGGUAUAUUUACAGACUUCUUGACGAAAUUCAUAGACAAGAACGUGAAGAGAUGGAAAACAAGCUUGAAGCAAAAGAUGAAGUCAUUCAGAAAAGAAUACCACGUUCGGUACCAAAAGGAAAGGAAAAGAACUAUAAGUAUAUGAUAUAUACUGAAGAGAUGGAAAAUGAAGAAGACAGAGAUAUGGUUAUGUUGCAUUUAGUCAGAAGAAACAACAAAAGCUUUUACGACCUUGCUAAGAUUUACAAAUCUGACAGAAAUUGGUUCUAUCGCGAAAACUUACCGAUUUCAAUGACACCGAAUGAAGAUGUGAAACAAAUAGUUCAAGAUACGUUACCUCAAACACACUAUGAUAUGAAAGGUUGUACAAUACUUACCUUCAAAGAAGAUUUGCCGCUACUGAAGGAAAAAAUAACAGAGUAUUUUGACAACUUCAAACAAGCAGAGUAA